Messenger RNA from Musa acuminata AAA Group (dessert banana), 2130 nucleotides. RefSeq names its product AT-hook motif nuclear-localized protein 7. Gene Ontology annotation, molecular function: minor groove of adenine-thymine-rich DNA binding. The transcript is spliced from 10 exons. The coding region runs from base 730 to 1833 and encodes 367 amino acids. The record is from RefSeq and is a predicted model, not a curated record. NCBI's taxonomy places the organism in Eukaryota, Viridiplantae, Streptophyta, Magnoliopsida, Zingiberales, Musaceae.
UUUUUUUUAGUCCGUACAACCAACCGGUGCUCUUAGAUCAUCUUGGCAUCUCGCUCCUCCCACCUCAAAAGAAAGUCUCAGAAGAAGAAGAAACAAAAACUCUUCCUCCUACUCGAUCAACAAUUACUCUCCCUUGCACUCCGAGCUCAUGAAACUCCCAUCUCUCCAUCAAUGAUGGGAGUAUCCUCUAAUAUGAGCAUCGAAAGAAGAAUCCUCGAUCCACUUCUUGGAUCUCCGCCGAACUCCGGAACAAGCUGCAGUUUCUCGGUUUGACAUGUUCAAGCGGCAAUGGCGAAGGCCGAUCUCCUCGGAUCUUGCCGGAAGCGCUGGCCGACGGUCGGCUCGACUACGAUGAUCCCAUGGCAUGGGCCGGGUGCUCCUCCAUGGAACGGCCGCACGGCGCUAAUGAUCGGGCAUCGGAACUGGUGUACGGAACUGCGGUCACGUUCGACAUCAAAUUUGGUCCGAUGCGAGCUGCGAAUCGCUUCGAUGAUCGAGGGUUUCUCUCAUUUGUCACCUCGGAAUGACGAGUUCUGAGUCCACAUGUUCUUGGUGGUUGCCUUCAGUUUCAUCCUUGUAAGUUGGAAUCUUCACUUAUAUUGGAUUGCAGAAAAGGUUAAAAAUGGGUGUGGCUAUUUCAUUGUUUUCAGAGACAAGUUGAUGAGCAUCCUAAUCAACGGAAUAAGUUCUUCGAGUUGAUUAUUUGGUUUACAGACCUAGCUGGGAAUUAUGUCAGGUGGGGAGACUUCCACUGUUAGCAAGCAUGGAAACCCAGCUCAGUUCCAUGAUUGCAAGCAUCCUCAUGGACAAAGAGGAACAGGAGAUAGUGGCAGUCCCUCUUUAUUAAGUGCAGUACAAACAAAUCAGCUAUUGCAGCAGAAGGAUAUGUUGGCAGCCAAUCAUGGUCUUGCUGAUAAUGUUGUGGCUGCACUGGAAACUGGAUCACAGGCUGAUGUUCAAUGGAGCACUUGGGGACUUCCUCCUCGGUACCCUUCAAUUGCAAGAAACAUAUCAGAAGCUACCUACGAGGGAGGGAAUUAUAACAAACAGGAAUACAUGAAUAUCCUUGAGUUACCUAUUGGAUCAGGUGGGACUGGAUCUGGCUCACAUGAUGCUUCGGUUUUGCAUGAACAUCCUUCUGAGUGGAGCAUUGAAUCAAUGCCUAACUCGGAAGGUUCAAUGAUCUUUAGACCAAAGGGUAGUCAUCCUUAUCCCAGUCAAGGAUUUGAAGACACCAGGAACAAUCCAUCUGCAACAAGUCCACCAAAUAACGAAGAGUUACUGAAGCAAAACAAUUAUGGAGAGCCAAGCAAAUAUUUGUUUGCUGCUGUAACUCCAACAACCGAAUUCACUAAGAAAGUAAUGCAUGAGACAGGAGGUUUUGGAAAGAAGCAACACACCAGAGGUCCAGGACCAGACAGGACUUGUUUGAUUCCACAUGUUAUUACCAUUAGGACUAAUGAGGAUAUAUAUUCAAAGAUAAUUUCUUUCUGCCAAAAAAGUGGGUCAUAUGCAGUUUGCAUUCUUUCAGCAAAUGGCACUGUUUCUAGGGUCACACUUUUGAAGCCAGCAGCAUCUCUUGGAACAAUAACAUAUGAGGGCCAAUUUGAUAUUGUGAAACUGUCUGGUUCAUUCAUGCCAUUGGAGAGUUGCAAUCAAAGUAGACAUAGUGGUGAACUUCGAGUUAUGCUGGCUCGUGCAGAUGGACAUGUUUUCGGUGGUGGCUUGGCAGGACCUAUGAUGGCUGCAUCCUCGGUCCUGAUUGUAUUGGGUAGGUUUCUACCAAAUGGAGGAAAUGUGGCAAUGCUGGCCAACAAUCUAUUUAUGGUGUGAUGCCAAGUGACUCGACAAGAACUCUUUAUGAAUCAAUGACAUUUCAGGGAAACGAUAUGGCUUCCAUCUCCCUUCAGGUUUUCUCCCACUUAUCAAGUGUACCGGGGAAGAUGAAGAACCUAUUUGCUUCCUAUCUUAUCUUUUGUUGGCUGUUAAUGAUCGAAUUCCUGUGAACUUUGCCAAUGAAAUCUGUCUCCGAUUUGCAAAAUUGAUCUGACUGCAUGAGAAAAACAUUGAGAAGACUAAUUUCUUUAUUUUAGCCAUCUUGCUGAAAAUAUAAUCGCAAUCAUUUAUUCA